This is a messenger RNA of Aspergillus steynii IBT 23096, 2012 nucleotides long. RefSeq names its product arrestin (or S-antigen), N-terminal domain protein. The transcript is spliced from 2 exons. Bases 259 to 1860 code for a protein of 533 amino acids. NCBI's taxonomy places the organism in Eukaryota, Fungi, Ascomycota, Eurotiomycetes, Eurotiales, Aspergillaceae. The record is from RefSeq and is a predicted model, not a curated record.
CGUCGGAUGAGUUCCUGACCUGUACGCAGUCACCAGAUAUUAGAUCCUUCACCCCUGGGGACGCUCCUUGCUCCACCGGCCCAUUCCAUUACUCAAUUGUAACCAUCACCCCAUCCCUGCAUUCCUCUUAAAAGCUGGGGAUUCCUCUUCGUUUCUUCUGUUCCUCUUCUCGGUCCCCACUGUUCCUGUCAUCUCUUUGUCUACCCCGUGUCUUCUGAAGGGCGCUGCCGCUGUCGGAUAUACUAUCCCGCCAGCACAAUGGCUUCGUCCAUCAUCACUCGGGGGUCCAGCACCCUGGAGGCCUUCACCUCGCGCGCUCAACCAAAGGUCACUGUAGAUCUACAAGGCCAGACUGAGGGUCUGGUCAACACCUACACCACUGGCGACCGCAUCGAAGGCACCGCCACCAUCACCGUCGACCGCGAUGUCCGGUUCGACGACGUGGAAAUCACCUUUGAAGGAACGUCGCGCACGUCGGUCGAGCGAACCUCCAUCCCCGGCCGCACCGGCGCAUAUCAGACCUUUCUGCGCCUGCGCCAGCCCAUCGACGACACGGCGUAUCCCACGCCGCGCGUGCUGGAGCCCAACCGCACGUAUCAGUUCCCCUUCACCUUCGUCGUGCCCGAGCGUCUGCUGCCGCACGCCUGCAGCCACCGCAAGACCAACGUGCACGUGGAACGGUCGCACACGCUGCUGCCGCCCACGCUGGGUGACGCCAUGCUGGCAUCCGACGGCAAGACGCUGCUCGACGACAUCUCGCCCGACAUGUGCCGCAUCGCCUACCUGGUGCGCGUCACCGUCUUGCGCAGGAAGCCGUCCGACUCGGACAACGCCAGCUCCAAAAGCCUCGCCUCCGUCGGCAAGAAAGUCCGCGUCGUGCCCGCCGUCGACGAGGAACCGCCGCUCAACGUCGAAGACCACGAGUCGACCUACUGCACGCGCAAGGAAAAGGACGUCAAGCGUGGUCUACUACGUGGGAAACUCGGCCGUCUCGUCGUCGCCGCCACGCAGCCCAAGCCUGUGCGACUGAAUCCCCCUGCCACCUCGGAGUCCGGCGAUAGCAUCACCAACAACACCAACAACAACCCCGUCAGCACCGCCGCCACGCUGCAUCUGCGCUUCGAUCCCGUCGGCACCGAAGCGCCGCCUCGUCUGGGCACCGUCUGGAGCAAGCUGCGCGUGUCCACCUACUUCGGUGCCGAGCCCUGGCCCGACUAUCCGUCGCCCUCGUCCUCGUCCGCCAUGAUGCUGGCCCAGAUGGGACGCGGCAGUUACACCGAGUCCGUCCCCCUGUCGACGUUGUGUCUCGCCUCGUCCGCCUCCGCCGGCUGGACGCGACACGAACCGCCUCGUCUGGACCGCUGCGCCUCGCGCCAGUCCAGCACCAGCUCGUCCUCGUCCUCCUCCUCCGGCACCGACUCCCUCACCGGCCCCUCCGCCUCCUUCGACGGCGACAGCGCCUAUUACACCGCGUCCGUCGUCGUCCCGCUGGCCCUGCCGUCUUCCAAGACCUUCGUGCCCUCCUUCCACUCGUGCCUCAUCUCCCGCGUCUACGCCCUCGACCUCAGCAUCUCCUACCACACCCCCAACGCCAAUAUCCUCACCCCGACGGUCUCCCUGCGCAUCCCGCUGCAGUUCACCUGUGCCAGACGUGCGGUGGCCCAGAAAGACCACCCCCACGAGAUCUCCAUCGACGAGGUCAAUGCCGAGUUCUUUAACCCGCGCAGUGUGGCGCCUCCGCCGGCGUCGUCGCUCCCCGCGCCCCCGGAUUACUCGGAGAUUGCGUCGUUCUCGGUGUUGCCGGAUCGGUCGCAGGAUUUGUUGACGAGUGCGAGGGGGAGGGUGCGGACUGCUUGUUGAUUUUUUUCUGUCUGUCUGGAACGAGGUCCAGUGGUUGAAAAGGGAGGUGAAUGAGCCAUGACUAUAAAAUUACGGUUUGAUUUGGGCGUUUGCAUACAAUUUGAUAUACCCUUAGCAUGUUGCAUGAGUUAGACUAUAUUGGUAAUUUUAAU